AUGGAGACAAUUAUAAUUAUUAGUUCAGAUGAUUCUUCAUCCAGUGACGACACAAAAGACUUAAGACGAAAUGGUGAUCGGGAGAAAAAACUCCAGCGCCCAGCUCCCCUAUUCCUGAACUUUGUAACGGAUCAGGUAGACAUUAUGGUGCAGUGGGGGGCGGGGGCAUGUUUAGAGGGAAACACUUCAUGGGACUCUAUAAAAGAUGUAUACGAAAGAAUGGUCAAGGACUCUGGGUGGAGCAGCGCGGAGAGUGAGAUGUUAAUCUUAACAUCGACAGCCAACGCUGAAACCGAGCCUGUAAAUCGAGGUCGGAGAUCUGAGACGUUGGAGAUACCUGAAGCAUCGACACCUGAAUCAUCGUCACCUGAGCGGUCUCCGCCUGGCUCAUCGCCACCUGGUCCAUCGACAACUGAGCCAUUGACGCACGGUCAUCAAAGACCUAGCACGAGCUAUGGCAAUCCACCUGCGCCCCCGAGCCCUUUAAUAGAUAACACGUCUUGUAGAUUAGCUUCUCACUUGGAAAGGCCUCGUAUAGAUAGGCUACGGACGGAUAGACCACGGACGGAUAGGCCUCGGAUGGACAGGCCUCGGAUAGAUAGACCAUAUAUUCCUGUAGACAGAACUAGACCACCUACUCCUAUAGACAGAACCAGACCAUCUAUUCCUACAGACAGAACCAGACCAUCUAUUCCUACAGACAGAACCAGACCGUCUAGACCGUCUAUCCACCCCGGUGGGUCCCAAAUUUACAGGCCGCCUGCCCAUUUAUUUAGGCCAGGAAUGAAUACACCAUGGGCCGCCCAUGGCUAUCACAGAAGCGUGGGUAGGCCACUUACUCAUGCUGAUAGGGCCCGGAUUUACAGGCCACCGGCUCAUUUAUUUAGGCCGCGAAUGGGCAGACCAUCUGCCUUACCAGGUAGAGCGCAGGUAGUCAGACCGCCCUCUUGCCCCAGUAGACCAUCCGACCAAUCAGGUAGGCCCCGGAUUAACACACCUAGUACAGCACCGGCCCAUCCAGUGACUAAUAGUACCCCUAGCAUGGGAAAUACCUUUCCGGCUCCUAAUAUAAAUUCUCCAAGUGGCAGCCAAUUUAAUUAUCUGCGAUUGAGUUUCAAUCCUCUGCCUUCUGCUGACCAGGGACCUAUUAUAAGACUCCCGAAUACAAACAUACCAGAAAUCAUUAGAAUAUAUCCCCAUCCGUGGCCCAGUAACGUCAGACCGUGUACCCAGGUUAGGCUAUGUACUUAUCCAGUAACAGCACCCGUCCACCAAGAAAGUACAGCUGGAUCAUCGUCUACACAACCGAGGCCUGGUCACACCUUGCUUAUCCGUCCGACGCCAAUUGAUGCAUCGUCGUCCGGGCAAACUAGGGCAACUCACGCUGAAACUAGGCCUCCUCGCACACAUUCUUCGUUUAGCAUAACAUCAUACCGUAUGGAUGGAGAAGUGGUGAUAAUAGACGACGACGAUAGUAUUAAAAUUAAAUCUGAAUAUAUAGAUGACGAUGUCAUAGAGGUGAAGGCAGAGAAUGAGAUCGCGGAUGAGGACGUGGACGUAGGGGAGGAAAUCCCCUCAGCGUAUAGCCGACCAAGACGUUCAAGGCCUGAAAAGAUUAUCGGUAAGGAAUAA
This is a messenger RNA of Spodoptera exigua (beet armyworm), 1632 nucleotides long. The record is from the annotation of a GenBank genome assembly. NCBI's taxonomy places the organism in Eukaryota, Metazoa, Arthropoda, Insecta, Lepidoptera, Noctuidae.